Molecule: messenger RNA, 1237 nt
Organism: Anguilla rostrata (American eel)
Lineage: Eukaryota; Metazoa; Chordata; Actinopteri; Anguilliformes; Anguillidae
Product: olfactory receptor 6N1-like
Exons: 2
Coding region: 25-1119 (364 amino acids)
Biological process (GO): G protein-coupled receptor signaling pathway
Cellular component (GO): membrane
Molecular function (GO): G protein-coupled receptor activity; olfactory receptor activity
Source: RefSeq, a predicted model, not a curated record
UGCUUCCUGUGAGGACCGACUUCGAUGAGGAACUCUGUUAAAACGAGCAGCCUCACAGAUCCCUCUGAGAGAAAGUUGCAGGUCAGACGAGCAGGCAAGAUGAGAGCUCGAGGAGCUAACGGAACGACUGGGCAAACGCAAAAUGCCAAUCAACAGCUGGACUACAACCAAAGCCGCAUCCAACAGUUCCUCAUUGCAGGGGGAGAGCUGGGGCUCAAACACUUCUACACAGAGCUCUCUGUUCUCCUCCUGGUGGUCUACCUUCUAGUGCUCAUUGGUAACUUUAUGGUUUUCUUUGCGGUGGUGCUGGAGACCAAACUGCACACACCCAUGUACAUUUUCCUCAGCAGUCUCUCUCUAACAGAUAUCAUCAUCACAACCAGCGUUCUCCCCAAGAUGAUAUCGGUGUGCCUACUGAAUGAUAUUGCCAUUUCUUUCUCCGGCUGCUUCUUGCAGCAGAUCACCUAUUUGACAUUUCAGGCUACUGAGAGCAUUUUGCUUCUUUUAAUGUGCUAUGACCGCUAUGUGGCAAUUUGCAAUCCUCUACGCUACAAUGAUAUCAUCAAUCCCCGGAUGUGUGUUCUACUCUCAGUCUUUGCUUGCAUUGUUGGAUUUUUUGUGAUGCUUCCACUUACAAUGUAUGCAUCAAGGUUACCUUAUUGUGGGAACCACCUCAUGUUCUGGUUUUGUGAUUUCCCUCCAGUUAUCGCACUGUCCUGUUUGGACACAACAAUCAUGCUGUUCCCAGCUCUAUCGAUUGCUUUACUACUAACUGUGAUUAUUGCAAUUGUCAUUACUUGGACAUACAGUAAAAUCUUUUUUUCAAUAUUUAAAAUUACUUCUGUAGAUGGGCGUAAAAAGGCCUUCUCCACCUGCUCCUCACAUCUCAGUAUUGUAAUCCUGUUCUGUUUUGCACAUCUUUGUGUCUAUAUAAGUUCCACAGUAAGAAAUGUUCAUCCGAAUGUUCUCAUCUUGAUCUCAAUCUUCAACUGUUUACUGACUCCGUUUGCGAACCCCAUCAUUUACAGCUUGAGAAAUAAAGAGUUAAAGACCGCUAUUGUAAAACAUUUCCACAUCAAUGAGGUUUUCAUAAGUUUCUCUCGUUUACGUCCCCAGUAAAUGUUUUUGUCAGUCUUAUCUAGCUCAAGUUAUGCUGUGACACAUACAAUAUGGGCCCUUUGUGUUGAGUAUCUGACUCUUUUUUUGUGAAUAUCCAACAUUUUUGCUCUUUGGUGAC